AUGAGAAUCUUGGCGCCCCAGAAGAAUGAAAGCUCAGAAGACAUUCUCAUUGCUCAGCACGAAGACAAUAAACUUAGAAAAUAUGAGACUACAAUUAAGCCGCACCGACAAACAUUGUGCAGGUUGGCAACUGUCCACAUUAGAAAGCUGGUCCAGAGCAAAGGUGUCCAUCCAAUGCAUCCCGAAAAUUUCCAAAUAAACAAAGACAAACAAGUCAAAGAGUUCUACAGCCACGGAGACAUGGUCAACCUCUCAACCGUUUACAGUAACGUAACUCAAGGACCCGUUCUUGAUAAUAUGACAGAAAUAAUAAGGGUGACCAUCUUGAUCCUGAUCGUGAUGUCUUUCACAAUUUUCUACCACUGGCUGGCCAUUUUGCUCCAUAUCUACUUCACCACACCGCGCCUACGAGAAAUGGCACGUUAUGUGCUUUUUGUUCACAUGCUUGUCACCGAUAUGUUGUAUCUGCUGAUUUCAUUUGUUUUGUUCAUUUCUUCUGUUUAUCUUUUCUACAUGCCGGUACCAGUGUGCUACGCCUUAAGCACCUUUGCAGCUUCCUCCUUUCGGGUCACACCUUACAACCUGGCCAUUAUGUCAAUAGAGCGUUAUAUAGCAAUCUGUUCCCCGUUAAGACAUGGUGAAACUUGCAAUGUCCACUGGUGUAAUUCUAUGAUUGUUCUCAUGUGGGCGUUGGGGUUAGUCCCCAUUGCCAUUGACUUUAUUGCUAUGAAUUUCUCUGUUACCCGAGACUUUUACUCCCUCCAUAUGAUGUGCAACUGGCUCUAUUUUUCAAAGAACCAGGUACAAAGCACUGUAAGAUCUCUGGUCCUCAUUCUCAGCUUCUCCAUGGUGGGACUCAUUAUCUUGUACACCUAUGUCAAGGUCAUGGUGGCUGCUAAAAAAAUAAGUUCCGGCAAGUCUUCUGCCUUCAACGCCGGGAAAACGGUCCUGCUCCACGCAUUUCAGCUUUUGUUAUGCAUGAUCUCCUUUUUCACUUCCUUCAUAGACAUGUACAUGAGAUACAACUACGCCUUUGUUCCAUCAGUCAACUUCUUCUUCUUCAUGUGUCUUCCAAGGUUCAUCAGCCCUCUCAUUUAUGGGAUAAGAGAUAAUGUUUUCCACAGUGUGGCCGGGAUGGUGUUGGGCUGUGGCAGCAUGACAGUGUUUAUGUAUGGUGAAUGCAACAUUUUUAUUUAUAUUGUGGUGGAUGCAGGAAGUGGAGCUGGAAUUAAAGUGGGCAGGAAUGACCACACCUACCAGGUCAACCGUAACAGAGCUGGAAAUUAUGACAGGGAGAUCUCAUUGCUGGAGCAACCAAAACAUCUAAGGACCCUGGCACUGACUAAGUCCACCAGGCUCCACUUUGCACUAAAAUAUAAUUUUCACGUAGACUGA
Messenger RNA from Nanorana parkeri, 1395 nucleotides. Its product is annotated as olfactory receptor 2M5-like. Bases 1 to 1395 code for a protein of 464 amino acids. The transcript has 5 exons. The record is from RefSeq and is a predicted model, not a curated record. Lineage: Eukaryota; Metazoa; Chordata; Amphibia; Anura; Dicroglossidae. Gene Ontology annotation, cellular component: membrane. Gene Ontology annotation, molecular function: G protein-coupled receptor activity. Gene Ontology annotation, biological process: G protein-coupled receptor signaling pathway.